Molecule: messenger RNA, 1098 nt
Organism: Eruca vesicaria subsp. sativa (arugula)
Lineage: Eukaryota; Viridiplantae; Streptophyta; Magnoliopsida; Brassicales; Brassicaceae
Source: the annotation of a GenBank genome assembly
UCUUUCUCUCUCAAUUCUGCAAUCGCGGCGAAUCUCUCUCAGGACUUGAUCAAAGGAAGAUGUCUGCUACUCAGGAAGAAGACAAGAAGCCCGGAGAACAAGGAGGAGUUCACAUCAAUCUCAAAGUCAAGGGCCAGGAUGGAAAUGAAGUCUUUUUUAAGAUCAAGAGGAGCACUCAGCUGAAGAAGCUGAUGAACGCAUACUGCGACCGUCAAUCUGUGGAUAUGAACGCAAUUGCUUUCUUGUUUGAUGGGCGUCGUCUCCGUGCUGAACAGACUCCAGAUGAGCUUGAUAUGGAAGAUGGAGAUGAGAUCGAUGCAAUGCUCCAUCAGACUGGUGGUGUUGCAAGUGGCAUGUAUCUGUUCUUCUUUUAGUGGCUCUUCUAUGGUUUUCUAUAAGACGGUGUGAUAUAUAUUAAUGGAGAAUUUUCAAUAAGACGAUGGUGAUAUUAUUAUUAUUAAGACACUACAAUAUUAGUCGAAUGGGCUUUGCUUUAUUGAUUUUCUAUUGAUUUAAAGUAGUAGCAGCUUAAACUAAAAAGCUACUUUCGCCGAGUUUGGUAGUUGAAUCAUCUUGCCCGGCAUGUUUGCUUGGUGCCCGGUCAUGUUGAUGUUCUUAUCCCUAACAAUCCAAACUUUCUAUAUGUAGCACUUCACUGUUUCAGUACGACCCUGGCAAGAAGUUUCACAAUAUAUUCAGAGAUUUACUAGUUCAAUUCAGAAGUGAGUAAAGUAAGGUGACAAGCUUGAGAGAGAAAGCUUUGUUCUUGAGCCCUCAAGGUCGAUAUCUAUAUAGAGGUUAUACUAAACCACAUUUGGGGGGUUUGUCAAAGACAAUCUCAUUUACUACAUCGUUGGUACACUAAGAUUUGGGGCGUUGAACUGAGCCUUUUUAAUGGAGGGUAAGCAAAUGAAGAAGCUUUACCAUGCAAGAUUGUGUAAUUGUCUGCUUUGGGUCACACCUGGAGGUGUUCUUCAAAGAUGGGUUUCUAGUUUCGUAUUGCAUAGUAAAGGGUCUAUAUUAUAAUAAAAAAGUUUUGUUUUUUGUGUUUAUACAUUGCACUUGUCAUAACAGAAUCCUCGAGGAUUGUUUUACAAC